Apaloderma vittatum (bar-tailed trogon) is the source of this 315-nucleotide messenger RNA. RefSeq names its product protein regulator of cytokinesis 1 (gene PRC1). NCBI's taxonomy places the organism in Eukaryota, Metazoa, Chordata, Aves, Trogoniformes, Trogonidae. The transcript has a single exon. The record is from RefSeq and is a predicted model, not a curated record. The annotation marks the transcript as partial.
GUGCUGGCGGACAAGGCCGUGUCGUGCAUAAACCGAGACCUGGCGGCACUGCGGGACAUCUGGGAGGAGAUCAGCAUCCCCAAGGAGCAGCGCCUGGAGCGCACCAGUGCCGUCAAGAAACACAUCAAGGAUCUCAUGGAUGACAUGAUCAGCGAGGAGGAGGGUCUGAAGAAGCGUCUCUUGAGGAGCAUCGCCGUGUGUCGGAAGGAGCUUGACUUCGUCUGCAAAGAGCUCCAGGUGGAACGCUUUGAGGUAGAGGAAGAAACCACCAUUCUGCAGAUAGAGAAGAAUAUGCACACCUGCCUGAAAGAAUGA